Messenger RNA from Triticum aestivum (bread wheat), 1144 nucleotides. RefSeq lists its product as uncharacterized. The record is from RefSeq and is a predicted model, not a curated record. The transcript has 3 exons. Lineage: Eukaryota; Viridiplantae; Streptophyta; Magnoliopsida; Poales; Poaceae. The coding region runs from base 9 to 1127 and encodes 372 amino acids.
AGGAGGUAAUGGAUUUUCUCUUAGUCGAGACGCAGCAGCUGCUCUUCCGCUUCACCUCUCUCGCAUCCACUCUAAAAACAUUCAGAGUCCCCAUCUCAUCGGAGAAGGUUGAAAAGCUGCGCCGCAUAUCCACUGCACUUGUGGGCAUAUCGGAGCUUAUAAAGAGCCACAAAUCUGCUGCUCAAAAGGACGUUGAAGAUUGUUUGGACCGUGACGGCUGGGAGGCUACGUGGGGCAGCCGGACCGGAAGAAACGGUGGAUUUGAUGACAUAACAACAUUGAGUUCUAUGCACUUCACGGCCUCCACGCCCGAAAACUUCCGGUUCCCUUCCGUAGCUGGUCCUGCCUUGCAAGUAUACUCGAUCAAACUGGUUGAUCUCAAUCCUAAUCUGAGCUGGCCUCUUGAUGUCUACGGCGUGGUCGCCGCACGGGACGAUCUUGACCACAACCGCAACAUUCUCUUCUGCCGUUCAGGGGAAAACUGCCAAAGAAUUAAGCAAGAGGACCCCUUUUUGCACUUGACUGGCCCAUCUCGUGCAAUUGUGGCUGACGAGCCUGUUUUCUUUCAAAUUGAAUUAAAAUUGAAAUAUGGAGCGCAGUUCAAAGAUACAGCAUUGUUCACUGCCUAUCAAAGGUACCGCCCCAUGAAGCGGUAUGACAUCAUGCUGAUCAAUAGCCGCUGUUGUACAGCAGAGAUAAGUCUUGAGCGAUUUGCUCCAUCAAUCCAGGCCACAAUUGUUGGUGUUCGUGUGGUUGAAGGGGAGUCUUUUAACUAUGGAUGCAAAGUUUCUUGCUUCUUUUUUCCUGUUGAAGCAUUGUUGGGAAGCGCCGUGGAAGUUGUUUUGCUUGACUGCAGUGGUGAAAGGAUGCAUGCUGGAUUAGAUGGGUAUCUUCCUUUGUCAAGAAAUGUGAUGUCAGUGGGAUUGCAGGGCACACUCCGAGUUGUCAUAGGAGCAUACUCAAAGUCCAAACCCAGUAUCUCUCGAAUAAAUCACGUUGACUUUCCUGUCCAGCAGUGUCAAACAACUAUGCUUAAGUGUCAUGUUGGCAGCUCCAAAGUGGAGAUAGUUGUCGCUUGGUCUCGUCUUGUCAUGGACAAUCAUAAUCUUGUACUCGACGGCUAUUGAAGGUGUGUGGAGUGGCA